AGCUUGACAACGGAGGCAGAAGGUGAGGGCAAGAAGCGGGAGCGUUCAUGAAGCACAUGCAACCUCUUAGAAGGCGGGGGCAUUGGAAUCCAUCAAGUCCUUUGAUUCUGGCGUCAUGCCAACACAAUGUCUUAUGUAAAAGACCUCGAGGUUCUCGGACGAGAACAUACGCUUCCCGGGCAUGAAUACUGGACACAUGAUCACGAACAAUGUUCGGGUAGUCAAAUACUCUGCACGCGCAACACGGCUUUGCAGAUUCCCAGGUGGUCGAUUGGGCGAUCCUGGAGUAACUUCCCCUUUCCGAGUCUAAUCUGACUCAUACGAUAGUAAUCCAUCCAAUUCGAGGUUAGUCGCGGUGCAUACCAGUGUGCCACACAUGGCGCUAGAUGACAAUCCCGGUUGGUGGAUGCUGGUCAAUUUAAAUCGUGAUUAUACUGAUUAUAUAGCUGCCUCCUCUGUUGUGGUUGCAUACGACUGGGCACUGACAUUCGGACAAGAGGUUGACCUGGUUUGGAGGCAACGCUGGUCGUCCAUGACUGCGCUUUUUCUCGGUCUGCGCUACAUUGGAGUGUUGUAUGCUGCGUAUGUUUGCCUAACAAGUCGGUGCCGUGCUUCUGAUCGAUCUUUCACAAUCAGUGUCUUUGUGUUCUGUGAAAUUAUCAACUCUGCAUUAUGGUGCACAGGUUUUGUCGUCAACGGCAUGCUAGGCGUCAUCAUGAUCACUCGGUUAUUUGCCAUGCAUCAGCAAUCGAGAAAGGUGCUCAUCUUUCUUGUUGUGAUCUUUCUCGCUAUCACGAUUGCCUGUGGGGUGAUUGUUGUGAUAGAAACCGGCCAAAUCUUAGGUGAAGACCUUAUCCUCCCUGGCACCCAUCAGUGUCUCAUUGGGGGAAACAUACGUCUGGCGGCCGAGUAUUGGUUACUCGGCACUGCAUGGGAGGUCUUCACGCUGUGCCUUGUACUUUGGAGUGUUGUAAAACACUUCCGUGAACUGCACGAGCCAUGGACGAGAUGGACGAUCGGGAACUGCUUCACAGUGUUAGUAAAAACACAUGUGCUUUACUUUGCAAGCUUUGCUACCGUGUCUUGCCUCCAACUUGGCUAUUUGUCUCCAGCAAUUUUGGAUCCAAUUAACGUGGGCACUCGGACUUAUGGCGGUGUUCUUCAAAUUUUCUCGCUCGUACAAAUGUUUAUAUUGGGACCGCGCCUCAUCCUCGAUGUUCGAAAAUAUUACGCUAAGAUCGUAGCUAAAUCCGAUGCAGGGAUCGCCAUGACUCCAAUUGUCUUCCAUGAAUCCGUCCAAGAGUCAACUAGUAGUACAAUGGCAACACCUGAAGGGAUCCUCGGAGAUCCUGCGAAGAACAUUACCAGGUGACGGGACUCACCUGAAGCUAGGACAACAGCAGUGCCCUAGUAGCGGAUCAACACAAUGAAACAUAAGGCUUGAUCACGGAGGUCUAUAGGAAACCUACCACUGUGAUCGGCAGAACUUUUGAUCGGCCCUUGCUAACUAAGUUCAUCACAUAAGUCAUGGUAAAUCUGUUAAUAAGGCAAUAUACUUGUUCAUAUGCGAUGAACAUAUAGA
This is a messenger RNA of Suillus discolor, 1582 nucleotides long. RefSeq lists its product as uncharacterized. The coding region runs from base 377 to 1372 and encodes 331 amino acids. The record is from RefSeq and is a predicted model, not a curated record. Lineage: Eukaryota; Fungi; Basidiomycota; Agaricomycetes; Boletales; Suillaceae. The transcript has 14 exons.